AUGUCAUCAACACAAGGAUUGUUCGUUGGCUCUGCAGCUCUUUUGGGUCUGAGUGGUGUCGCUAAUGCAGUGCUCUAUUUACGUAAUAAAGAGCUGCAAACUGAAUUAGAAAAGACGGAAAAGAAAUUAAUAGCAAGUCAAUCCAGUAAAACAACCAGUACGAGUGAACAACAACAAAUCAUUUCUCAACUCGAAAAGAAAAUUCAACAAUUAGAACAAUCCGUUCAAAUCCAAGCACAAGAACUUUUCACAUCGGAAGAAAAGAAGAAACUCGAAUUGGAACAAAUUGAAAAGGCAUAUCAACAACAACUCGAGCGAUCACAACAUGAACUCAAACAAAUUUCUUCUCAAUUACAAUCUCAUCAAUCUUCAUCCAGUGAAUUAAAAGAAUCACUCUCUCAACAAAUUUCCAAUCUCAAACAUUUGGUUGAAAAACAACAACAAGAUCAUUCACAAUACAUGAAACAAAGUGCUCUCGAAUUGGAAAAUGUGUUAAAAUCUAAAGUGAAAGAACAAGAAACACUCAACAUUGAAAUUAACAAAUUAAAAAGACGUGAAAGUGAACUUGAGACAAGUCUUGAAGAAAAGACUCAACAAUGUGCCAAUUUACAAACAAAUUUAACCAAUGUCACUCAUCAAUUCUCUGAAAGUAUGAAGAGAUCUCAAACCAUCAAUUCAGAUUUAAUGCAAAAGAAAAAGGCAGAAUUGGAUCAAUUGAAAGAUGAACUUGUAGAGAAGAAUUCUGAAAUUUCACAACUUGUGAAUGAAAAAACAGAACUCGAAGCAAAGAUUUUACAAAAAGAACAAGUGAUUUUGAAUUUGCAACAAACCUUGGAUGUCAAUAAGGAACAAUUGGAACAAAUUAAUUCCUCUCUUCAAGCAAUUAAACAUUCUCUUGAAGACAAGGAUCGAAUUAUUACUGAAAAGGAUUGUGAAUUGAAACAUAGUCAUGAAAAAAUUUCACUCCUUCAACAAGAUUCCAAUGUACUGGAACAUAAAUAUAUGGAAACGAUUGAAUCCUUACAACAACAAGUGAUGGAGUUGCAAAAGAAACUCAAUGACACAGAUCGAGAACUCUCCAUGUCUAAAUCGAAUUUAACACAACACAUUUCUAAGUUAGAAGAGACGACCAAUCACGUACAAGCACUUGAAUCUAAAAUUAAGAAUUUAGAAUUUGAAAAUUCAAAUCUCGUUUUAAAUCAACACUCACUCUCUGAAACAUUGGAAGAAAAAAAGAAGGAAAUUGAAAAGAUUCGAAAUGAAUUACAAAUUGCCACUGAAACGUUAUCUGAAACUCGUUUCAAUAGUGAGAAUGAAAUUAUUUCAUUGAAACAAUAUCAUGACACCAUCUCCAAUUUGCUCUCCAACAAAGUUCAAGAAUUAGAAAGUUUGAAUCUAACGAUGGAAAGAAAAGAAAAGGAAAUGAACACCUUGAAUGAAACCAUCACAAGUCUCUAUAAACAAUUAUCAGAUAAGGAUGAAAUUCUCUUGACACUGAAUUCGGAGAUGAAGGAAAAAUCCAUGCAACAUGAAAACCUUUUAGAACAUGUAAAAUUAGUGACUUGUGAAAAACAAGCAUUGGAAAUGGAAAUUUCUUCCGUGAAAUCUCAACUCUCCAACGCCAUUCAAGACCAUUCACACACUCAAAUACAAAUUGAAAAUUUACAGAAACAAAUUUCUUUCAAGGAGAUGGAAUUGAAAACUCUCAAUGAAUCACUCGAAACAACCAAGACAGAAUUGGAAUUGAUCAAGAGUGAAUCUGAGCAAUCCAGACAAGAGUAUUCACAACAAAUGAAACAACUCUCAAACAAAGAAUUAGAAAUGAGUGACAAGAUUCAAAACUUGACUCGUGAAUUAGAACAUUUUACCAAUGAAUUCAAUCAAGCUCAACAAACACUUUCGGACAAGGAAACGAUCAUUCAAGACCUUCAUCAACAACUCUCACAAUUCGAAACUAAAUGGAAACAAUCGAAAAAGGAAUAUUCCGAGUUGCAACAAGCGAUCGAGACUCUGAACAUGGAACAUUCUCAACAAAUUUCUGAAAGAUCCAAAUGGUCUUGGGAAAUGGAACAAGCAGAGAAGGAACGUUCAAAUCUCGAGAAGGAACUAGAACAAACCAAAUUUACUCUCUCUCAAACUGCUCAACAACUUGAUACUUUGAAAACUCAACAUGAGAACAUUACUCACUCCUUGACACAAUUACAACACCGUUCGAAUCAUGACAUUGAAGAACUUGAAAAGAUUAUUCAGGAAAAGGAAGAAUUUCUCAACCGAUUGAAGGAUGAAAAAGAAAAUGCAUUACUCUCUCACAACACACUCGUCGAGUCUUUACAACAAGAAAAACACCAUAUGGAAGAUCAAUUCAAAACAUUACAGAAAUCUGUUGAAGAAAAAGAACACCUCAUUCAAUCUCAAUAUAAGGAACAAGUUCAUUUGAAUGAGAAAAUCAAAUCAUUAGAAAGUAUCAUUGAAUCUAAAUUGGAGGAAUUGACAUCCAUUCAAGAUUCAUUUGUUCAAUCUCAAAAUGAAUUAUCACAAAAAACGAGCGAGUUAAAUGCUCUCAUGGAAAAGCAUUCUCAAAUGGAACAAGAAUUAACACAAGCAAAAUUACAAUCGACAGGAUUGAUUCAACAAUUCAACGAAAUGACUCUUCAAUUGAAACAAAAAGAAGAAUUCAUUCAAACAUUGAUCGAGAAGAAUACAUUCAUUGAAGAAUCUCUCAAAACCAAAUCACACGAUCACGAUCAAUUAUGUAAUGAAAUAUCCAAAGCCAAACAACAAGUUGAGAAUAAGGAAGAAUUAUUGAAACAGUUAAAUCACGAAUUACACACAUUGAGAGAAGAAUUAGAGUUAAAACAAGUUCAAGAAUCUCAAGACCGAUUAUUACAAUCUUCAACUCUCACACAAGAGGCACUCGAAAAACAACAAUCACUUGAAAAUUUGAGAACAGAAAUUGAGAUUGAAUUUCAUGCAUUGAAAGAAGAACGCUCAUAUACUCGUCUCAAUGAACUUGAACAAUUAAAUCAAGAAAAAGAUAAAAAGAUUCAAGAGCUGGAACAAUCCAUUCGAGUUGAAUCAACAACAUUCAAAGAACGUACUUCUCAACUAUUACAAGAAUAUGAAUCUAAAUUAUUGGAAAAGGAUUCAAAAUUACAAUCUGUCAUGGAACAUGAAGAAUCCUUGUCCACAACAAUUACAGAGCAACAACAGACAAUUGAGUCCAUUCAAUUAGAUGCCAAAAAGAAAGAGUCUACAAUCAAGGAAUUAGAGGAACAUUUGAAGGAAAAACAACAGGAAUUGGAACAAAUGAAACGACUCGUUGCACAACUUGAGAGUCAAUUGACAAAGACAACCACUUCAACAGCUGUGGAGCAUUUAUCCAAAGAACUUGACGCACUGGACCAAUUGAUUAACAAGAUUCGAAAUGAUGAAGUCCAAUCUAUCGAUUUCUUUGACUUGAUUGAUGCAGGAUAUUGUGAAUAUUUUCAUGAAAUUCCAAAAGAAAAAUUACAAUCUCUAUUCCUUGCAUUGGAAGAGAGCAAAUCUCUUGUGGAUGUCUCAUUUGAUGGAUGUGGACUGGCCACUCAAGAUUUAAAGCAUUUGCUUUACAAUUUGGCAAAAAACAAAAGUAUUGUCACGUUGAAUCUCUCUGUUGAUAAGCCUGACUUUGCUGUGCCAUUCGAUAUUGUUCAAGCAUUGUGUGAUUUUAUCUUGCAGAACAAUGUGUGUACGACUUUGAAAAUCAUUGAUUGGAUUUUCAGUCAAGAGGAGGCUCAUAAAGUUGUGGAAGCCUUAAAAACUGCUCCUCAAUCAAAACUCAGUGUGAUCGAGUGGGAUAAGCUGAAAACCAAAGUUGCAAAGAAAGACAAGGAAAGUUUGAAUCGAAUUUUGAAUGAAAGAAAGUCUCAAGAAUAA
Messenger RNA from Naegleria lovaniensis, 3915 nucleotides. RefSeq lists its product as uncharacterized. NCBI's taxonomy places the organism in Eukaryota, Heterolobosea, Eutetramitea, Acrasida, Naegleriidae. The record is from RefSeq and is a predicted model, not a curated record. Bases 1 to 3915 code for a protein of 1304 amino acids. The transcript has 2 exons.